Molecule: messenger RNA, 3930 nt
Organism: Auanema sp. JU1783
Lineage: Eukaryota; Metazoa; Nematoda; Chromadorea; Rhabditida; Rhabditidae
Source: the annotation of a GenBank genome assembly
UUGAACGCAACAUGUGUCGAUCUGGUGAAUGAUUUUGAGUGCACUUGCCCUUCAGGUUUUACCGGAAAACGAUGUCAGACCAAAGAAAACCUCUGUAAGACGAAUUCCUGCGAGCAUGGAAUUUGUGUAGACACAUUGUUCGAACAGAAAUGUAUCUGUGAAGAAGGAUGGGCUGGAGAGAGAUGUGAUUCAGCGGAAAACAAAUGUGCUGAAGACCCAUGCAGGAACGGCGGAAAGUGUAUACGACAGAUUACUUCUUAUAAAUGUGAAUGUAGUGCUGGAUACUUUGGGAAAAACUGUCAGCAUUUGGUUGAUCAUUGUAUCUCUAGCCCUUGUAGUAACAAUGGCACUUGUACAAAUCUGGGGCCUUCCUACGUUUGUACCUGCCCAUUGGGUUACGAAGGCGUACAUUGCGAACAUAAUAUUGACGAAUGUAAAUAUAAUAAAUGUAAUGAAGUAGGAACACAGAACUGUGAAGAUGGUAUCAAUAGUUUCUCAUGCAUCUGCAAACCUGGCUAUGAAGGUUCUUACUGUGAGCAGAAGAUCGAUCAGUGUAAGUCUUCACCAUGCCGAAAUAACGGUUCAUGUGUUGAUGUGGGAGCAUCAUUCCAAUGUAAUUGCGCUGAGGGUUGGACUGGACAACGAUGUGAAAAACAAGCAAGUGUUUGUAUGAACAAUCCCUGUCAUAAUAACGGUCAUUGUGUUCCGACUUCGAGUGGAUAUUUCUGUGUCUGUCCUGAAGGAGUGAGUGGAAAAGAUUGUGAAGUAGCACCAAACCGCUGUAUGGGAGAGCCUUGCCUUAAUGGUGGAGUAUGUGGUGAUUUCGGUUCCAGAUUACAAUGCACCUGCAACAAAAGUUACCGAGGGGAUGGUUGUCAGUACAUCAAAGACUUGUGUGGACCUGAUACUUGUCAAAAUGGUGGAUCAUGCUUCGUUGAAAACGGAAAGUUCAAUUGUCUCUGUCCUUCAGGUUUCACAGGAGAACACUGUGAAACAAACAUCAAUGAUUGUCUGACAUCACCUUGUCCAGUUAACUCACAGUGCAUCGAUCAGAUUAAUGGAGUUUACUGUCGAUGCCCAUUCAACAAAAUGGGCUCGAGUUGCGAAAAGGAUAUUGAUGAGGACUAUGAUUUCCAUUUCUAUGACAGCUUAAGACCUGCAGUCGUUUCGACUGCACUUCCCUUUUCAUUAACAGGCUCAGAGUUCACUCUAUCAUUCUGGGUUCGUUUCGACAACGAGCAAGGCAAAGGAGAUGUCCUUACACUAUAUAACAGCAGUCAUUCGAACUAUUCCCUAGAUCCUGUCUCUCUAUUGGAAGUGAAUGAUGAAGGCUUCACGUUAAACCUUUUCGCUGAUAAACCAACACUACAUCUGCACUUCCCUACUUCGCAAAGAGUUAAUAAUGGCCGAUGGAAUCAUCUUGUGUUCAUGUGGUCUUCACAUCACGGCUCAUACUCUUUAAUCUGGAACUCAAUUCGUUUGUUUGAUGACAGCGGUUAUGGAGUAGGCAAGCAAUUGAAUAUCAAUGCUAUCAUAUCUCUCGGAUCAGAUAUGACACCCUUGGAAGGCUCAAUUACGCGUGUGCAUAUGUGGGAUCGAGUAAUCAGUUUCGAAGACGAAGUUCCCAUUCUCGCUACUAGUUGUCAAGAGUCGGAGCCGAGCCUGAAAAAUUUGUUGGUUAGAUUCUCAGGAUACACCGUCAUCAAAGGAAAGGUAGAACGAUUAUCUAGGAGCACCUGCGGUCGAGAAAAUGUUAAACUUCAAGAAGAAAGUGAGAUAAUCGUGGAGAAUUGUCCACCAGAUCAAUAUCUCUUAACUUCUCAACGGGAAAUAAAUGUCACUUGGCAGGAGCCUAUGUUUUUGUCGAGAAAAUCCCUGAUUAAAAUAGAAAAAAACUUGAAGCCUGGACAGAUUUUGACUUGGGGAGAAUACGAUGUUCUAUAUGUCGCAUACGAUAAUGCAUCAAGAUCUUCGAGAUGUAGCUUUAAGAUUAUUGUGGCCAAGGAGCAUUGCCCCGUUUUGCAGGAGCCGAUUAAUGGAAUUCAAGCUUGUGAAGCAUGGGGUCCACAGCUUCGUUAUAAAGCAUGCUCUAUUGAAUGUCGUGACGGGUUUGAGUUCUCUCGCCCUCCUUCUUACUUCUACACAUGUUCUUCUGAUGGAGAAUGGAGACCAAGGCAAGACAAUAAGAUUAUGUUCCGUUAUCCACAAUGCACAAAAACUAUUCCUGCUACGAGAGUCGUUGUCAUUAAGUUAGCAUAUCCAGCUACAACUAUGUGCUCUGAUGCCAGUAAGACAGCUCUCCGCUCAAAGUUAAUGGAUGCGAUCAAUGAAAUUAACAGAAAGUGGACUAUAUGCAGUGCAAUGGAAGCCAAUGAAUGCAUUGGUGUUCGCAUCGAUAUUGAAUGUGUUUCUGACGUAUCUCGAACCAAACGGGAAGCUCAUUCAUUCAGAAUCCGUGUGGAACUGCCAGUGAAGAGAACCCUUGUUGUUGAUUCGGUUUCUGGUCAGAAAUUAGCUGUGGCCGAUGUGCUGCAAGACGCUAUUUUGACGAAUGGUGCUUUCAACAUGGAAAAGGUUUUACCAAACGGACGUCCUGACUUGAAUACUUUCCAACUUUUGGACCAGUUCCACUGUCAGCCAGGCCAAAUCCCGGUGGAUGAUGUUUGCGUGCCUUGUGCUCCUGGAACGUACUAUUCCGCCAGCAGUUCUGAAUGUGAACCAUGCGCCGAAGGAACUUAUCAGCCAUUGUCUGGACGAUCCCAGUGCUUCACAUGCCCCUCGAACCAAGUAACGGCAGGAAUGGGAGCAAUAUCAGAGGAUGAAUGUAAAGACAACUGUAAACCAGGUCAUUACCUAGACUUGACGACGUCAAAGUGUACAGCCUGCGGACUAGGUUUCUAUCAACCUAAGUCUGGUUCAUUCAAAUGCAUUUCUUGUGGAAUCGGGAAGAUAACUUUAUCAAAUUCGUCUACAACGGAAGAACAAUGCAAAGAUGAAUGUCCAGAUGGGGAGCAACUCUCUAUGUCUGGAGUAUGUCAACCAUGUGCCUUCGGUUUUUACCGCAGCCGUGGCGAGAAUAAACAAUGCGUGCAAUGCCCUCCUGGAACUACUACUGAAACAACCUCGUCUACUCGGAGAGAACAAUGUAAUACACCAUUGUGUCGUCCCGGACAAUAUCUAGUGAAAGAAACAAAGCAUUGUCAGUUCUGUCAACGUGGAACUUUCCAAGAUGUUGAACAGCAAACAAGUUGUAAGCUCUGUCCUGUUGAUCAUACAACAGCAGCAGAAGGAGCAACGGCUGAAUCUCAAUGCUAUAACACGAAUCAAUGUACGACCGGAGAGGAUGAUUGCUCGUGGCAUGCCUUAUGUAUUGAUUUACCUGAUCAGAACGAUAUUCCCUCAUAUGAGUGUAAAUGUAAACCCGGCUACAUUGGAAAUGGAACUUAUUGUAAAGAUGCCUGCAAUAAUUUCUGUUUGAAUGAUGGGGUAUGCAAGAAAAAUCCAGUUGGUCUUGUUGAAUGCGUCUGUAAAGAUUAUUUCACUGGUGAACGAUGUGAAGAGCGAGUUCAACAGUCUUCUCAGAAGUUUACUCUCAUAAUGGCAGCAAUCGGAGGAGUUGUCGUUGUGCUAGUAGCCAUUGUUUCUAUUGUUUACAUGAUUUCUUGUCGCUUUAACCGCUUGGAUGAAAUUCAACCGGAAAAGAGUCAUAUAGAUGAUCUUCAAAAUAAUUUCAUAUAUGGACCACCCAUCAUCGAUGGGGCACGCCCUGUUGGAUAUUACUAUGAAGACGAUGAUGAAUUCGAAUCUAAAAGUAUGUACGUGACAGAAAAGGAUUCCGAUGACAAUAUUCGAGAGAAUACAUUAGAACAAAGGAUCCGAACUGCUCAACAGCAUAUGUACAGACCGAGUAUGACUCAAGACCAAAUAUAA